CGUUCUUAAAUAUGUGGAUAAUAUUGGUCACGAAAGCCUUCGUGUUAAACGUAACUAUAGUGCUAUCAUGGCACGGAUAAUUUGGUUGUGUUCCUCAUUAGCAAAGGUUCAAACGUGGCAAAGGUCAGAAAGCCCAGAACACAGAGUGCAGGUUUGUGUCUUCAAGUAUAAAGCCUGUCACGCUUCUUCCUUGAAGCAACUCGUAUCAGUUUAAAGUUGUGCAAAGUCAAAUGGGCCCUCAGAAUUUGUCGUGACAGCAGUGAGUGCCGAAGGAAAUGGGUUGGACUGUACGCAUGCUUUGGUGUGUGCAGUUUGUGACUAUCAAACGCUGUGCUUGAGAACACGGGUUUUUUUGGUCUCCAGCUGGGAACUGUGAUUUUAAUUCGGGACCUCACCAUCGCUCGCUUAUCUCUCAUACACAGGGCAUUGCUUUAGACCCGAAGCCACCUCUCACCCUCUUUUGUGCCGUUUCAAGGAGCCGUGUCACCAGUUUCAAGUGUUAUUUUCUUUCACCAGGUUUAGAACUCAAACAAGAUACCAGGAUGAAUCUUAACUUACAAAAGCGACCUAUUUGUUUUGGUAAUAUCCCGUCUCUUCAGUUGAAGUCUACCGUUGCCGUGCGUGCGAGUUUAAUUUGGUUUUAUUUUUGUCUUCGCAGACCGUGUCGUUUGCCUUCCUUUGGGGGUGGAGGCGACGCAGAGGAACAAUAUUUUCUUAUGCAGCCCCUGGCCCUCAAGUGACUGGCGCAUGAGACUCCUGGCUGUGGUGAUGUUACGGGUGAGGUGCUGUGGCCGCCCAAUAGGUAUUGAGCAUGCAGCCAAAGCGGUGGAGCCAGCAGAAAAGGUGACGGAAGUGAAAUCCAAAGAUAAAAACAUUGCGGCUGCAAUGGAAGGCAACAAUCUGACAGUGGAGGAGAAGAAAAUUCUGAGAAACCACACAGAGGCCUGUCUGGCAAGGACACGUACGUGGACCCCGUGUCCGGCUACUCCGUGUUCACGAGCCGCUCUCACUUGCUGCGCGGGAAGUGCUGCGGCUCGGCCUGCAGGCACUGCCCCUUUGAGCAGGUGAAUGUCAAGGACCGGCACAAGAAGAGCACCUACAACGGCUACUUCUACACAUGACGACUGGAAGAUUGCGGAUUGCAGUCAUCUUCACCAGGGCUACUGGCAGGCGGAUGGUCUGGUGUGUGGCGGCUGCUCUGUGGUGCUGCGGUGUCCAGGGGCACACGGUGAUAGAAGUGUCCACAGGGGUGAUGUCGAAGUUGUCGUGGCCUAAUUAGGCGCAUGUAGGAUGUACAGUGAGGGAAAAAAGUAUUUGAUCCCCUGCUGAUUUUGUACGUUUGCCCACUGACAAAGAAACGAUCAGUCUAUAAUUUUAAUGGUAGGUUUAUUUUAACAGUGAGAGACAGAAUAACAACAACAAAAAUCCAGAAAAACGCAUGUCAAAAAUGUUAUCAAUUGAUUUGCAUUUUAAUGAGGGAAAUAAGUAUUUGACCCCCUCACGUCUCCAGCGCCAUGCCGCCGCAGCAGCAUGGCGCUGGAGACGUGAGGGGAGACCCCGGCCAGAGACAUGGGCUCCAGGCUCAGGUACAGAGACUCCAGACUCAGGUACAGAGACUCCAGACUCAGGUACAGAGACUCAAGACUCAGGUACAGAGACUCCAGACUCAGGUACAGAGACUCCAGACUCAGGUACAGAGACUCCAGACUCAGGUACAGAGACUCAAGACUCAGGUACAGAGACUCAAGACUCAGGUACAGGGACUCCAGAUUCAGGUACAGAGACUCGAGACUCAGGUACAGAGACUCCAGGCUCAGGUACAGAGACUCCAGACUCAGGUACAGAGACUCAAGACUCAGGUACAGGGACUCCAGGCUCAGGUACAGAGACUCCAGAUUCAGGUACAGAGACUCCAGACUCAGGUACAGAGACUCGAGACUCAGGUACAGAGACUCGAGACUCAGGUACAGAGACUCAAGACUCAGGUACAGGGACUCCAGACUCAGGUACAGAGACUCCAGAUUCAGGUACAGAGACUCCAGACUCAGGUACAGAGACUCGAGACUCAGGUACAGAGACUCAAGACUCAGGUACAGGGACUCCAGACUCAGGUACAGAGACUCCAAAUUCAGGUACGGAGACUCCAGACUCAGGUACAGAGACUCCAGACUCAGGUACAGAGAUUCCAGACUCAGGUACAGAGAUUCCAGACUCGGGUACAGAGACUCCAGGCUCAGGUACAGGGUUCCAGACUCAGGUACAGGGUUCCAGACUCAGGUACAGAGACUCCAGGCAUAGGUAGAAGGCUCUGUGAAGGUUGUAGAGUCUUAAAUUACAAGCAUACAGCUCCGUACCCCUGCGUUCACCUUGUAAGAAAUGAGUGGAAGAGAUACCUCCUAAGAACCCCCUCAUCAGUCACUCUCAAGACUGCAUCUCCCUACAGAGUUUCCUGGGGUUUCCAAGUGAACAAAUUCAAAUAUAUUCACACACACACACGUACGAAAAAAACAUGGACAUUAUUUACAAAAUAUACUUUGUAAAAUAGUAAGGUUGAACAAAUUAACAAAGUAUGGACAUCUGAAAUGUGAGUUUUUUAGAGGUUGGUUGAUAUCACGUAUUCUGUCAAAUGUGUAGCAUUUGUUUUGGAAUAUUGUACCAUUACAGUUUAAACAAUGUUUUCGUGAUAUAAGACCACUUUGAUCAGAAUAUUUAUUUCGACUGGAGGAAUUCGAUGGGCUGGCGGAGGCAGAGCGACUGGUUGUUUUAAAGGGCAGGGCCUAGGGCAUGGGUUGGCAAAUAUGUGGCUCUUUAAGGACUGCUGUUUCGUGACGUUGUUUAUUAAGGACCCACCGUCUCGUAUUCACCACACAGUGCAUUUCGGCUCUUGAAAUAUUGAGUUUUUUGUUAUCGAAUUCUAAAACAAGUGGCUCUGCUUGUUACUUUUUUGGUUUGCCGGCACCUGUCCUGGGGGAAGGGAGGAGGUUGUUUUCAGAAUGCUCAUGAAGGACACAACAACUGUGACUCCAUAGAAUAGCUUUGAAUUAACAGCAUAACGGGUCUUUCAGACUUGCUUCAACAUGAUUCGUUUGUUCAUGCCGACAUUACCGAGUGAUGCGUUGUAUACUG
Messenger RNA from Petromyzon marinus (sea lamprey), 3126 nucleotides. The record is from RefSeq and is a predicted model, not a curated record. Lineage: Eukaryota; Metazoa; Chordata; Hyperoartia; Petromyzontiformes; Petromyzontidae.